Messenger RNA from Brienomyrus brachyistius, 7288 nucleotides. RefSeq names its product phospholipase C like 1 (gene plcl1). Gene Ontology annotation, molecular function: phosphatidylinositol-4,5-bisphosphate phospholipase C activity. The record is from RefSeq and is a predicted model, not a curated record. NCBI's taxonomy places the organism in Eukaryota, Metazoa, Chordata, Actinopteri, Osteoglossiformes, Mormyridae. Gene Ontology annotation, biological process: intracellular signal transduction; lipid metabolic process. The transcript is spliced from 8 exons. Bases 707 to 4105 code for a protein of 1132 amino acids.
AAUGUGUUCCUCAUUCUUGUCAAACACGGCUCCGUCUGCGCUGCGCGCUUUUAAAGAGCAGGCAACUUGCACUGGGAAAUAUUGCGGAAUUUGGAGCAGAGCAAAGGAAAAAAAAUCUUUUCGGAGAAGGCAUUUGUACCUUUAAAAAGGAGUUAUAUAUCUGGUAACAUACGCAUGGAUAAGUAGAGAUAUUUGUUUUGGUACAAACCGGACAAGUCGAAUAGUAAUUUCAAGUUUCUCUUAGUACUGUUUUCCGUUAAGACUGCGAAGGUGUUCACAGCUGACUGGAAAAUUAAGGGAAUGACUUGUUGCGCUCAAAUCGCAUCAGUGUUGUAAUAUUUAGGAUUUAAGUAAUAUUUAAAGUAUGACUGUAAUCUGACGUUGGAAAAUCUAUAUAAAUAAAUAUGUAUAUAUAUAAAUAACAAUGUUAUUUGGUUUCAGAAGAUCUUUAAGUUGGAAACAGCAGCAAUAAGUGGGAAUAUCUGACUUGUUGCAGUUGAAGGGUUUAUAGUGACCAACUAAAGACUUAAAAUGGAAUAUCUACUACUACAGGCGUAGACCGACAGAUACCUGUAACUGAAAUGUGAAAUUUUUCCUAGUUUUACUUAUUACUGAUGGGAACUAAAAAUGAAACUAAUGGUGAAUGUGUCAUUAUAGCAAUCCGCUAAAAAAAAGAUAUAAAUAGUUUUUAAAAGCUCUGCAUACGAUGUCGGAGCGAGAGUGCUACGGUGACGAGUUGUGCGGGGAAGGAGUUCCUGAAUUCCACCCAGGGAGAGCGGCCAGGGCGGGCAGACGCAGCGGAGUCACCCUGCCGAUGGCGGAGCGCGCCAGCCCUGUCGCUCCGGACACCGAGGCGACUCUUAUGGAGGCGGUGAAGGCGGCUCCCCGUAGAAGCAGCAUCAUAAAGGACCCGACGGUACAGAAAGUGGGUGGCGGGAGGAAGAAGACAGUGUCAUUCAGUAGCAUGCCCUCUGAGAAGAAGGUGAGCAGCGCCAGCGACUGCUUGGCUUUCAUGCAGGGCGGCUGCGAGCUGAAGAAGGUGCGACCCAGCUCUCGCAUCUACUGCCGCUUCUACACGCUGGACCCGGAGCUCACCUGCUUGCGCUGGGAGCCCUCCAAGAAGGACGGGGACCGCGCCCGGCUGGACAUCACCGCGAUCCGCGAGGUGCGCACGGGCAAGAGCACCGACACGUUCCGCCACAACGGCCCCGCCGAGCAGCUGCCCGAGGAGGCCGCCUUCUCCAUCAUCUACGGCGACGAGUACCAGUCCCUCGACCUGGUGGCGCUCUCACCAGAUGUGGCUAACAUUUGGGUGACGGGUCUACGCUACCUGAUUUCCCACCCGACGUCCUGCUGCGAGGCCGACGAAGGCAGCCCCGGCAGCCGGACGCGCCGAGAUUGGCUGGCCUCCGAGUUCAGCAAGUGGGACGAGGACGGCUACGGGAUCAUCUCGGAAGAUGCAGCUGUAGCUGCCAUCUGCAGCCUCUACCCCGGCAUCAAAGAGGCUAAGGUCCAACUGAAAUUCAAGGAAAUCCAGCGAAGCAAGGAGAAGCUGACCUCCCACGUCACGCUGGAGGAGUUUCAGGAGGCUUACUGCGAGCUCUGCACCCGAGCCGAUGUCUAUUUCCUCCUGGUGCAGCUCUCCAAGGACCGCGAGUGCCUGGAUGGCCAGGACCUGCGGCUCUUCCUGGAGACGGAGCAGGGCCUUCCUCUAGCCACGGUUGAGGGCUGCCUGGACAUCGUGCGGCGCUUUGAGCCAUCCUCCCAGGGCAGGGAGAAGGGUUUGCUGGGCCUGGAUGGCUUCACCCGCUAUCUGCAGUCACCCGAGUGCUACCUGUUUGACCCUGAGCACCAGGAGGUGUGUCAGGACAUGACACUGCCGCUGUCCCACUACUACAUCAGUGCCUCCUACCGCUCCUACCUGCUGGAGGACCAGGUGCAUGGGCGUGCUGAGCUUGGGGGGCUCCUGCAGGCCCUGCAGGCUGGGUGCCGCUGCCUGGAGCUGGGCGUCAGGGAUGGCCCGGAUGACGAGCCUCUUCUGGGAAUGGAGCGCAACCCCCAGCACUCCCUACUCUCCCAGAUGCCCCCAAUCACCAUCCACAAUGCGCUGGAGGUGAUCAACAAGUACGCCUUCCUGACCUCGCCCUACCCGCUGCUACUGUACCUAUGCCAGAACUGCUCCCUGGCUCAGCAGCGUGUCCUGGCCCAACACCUGCGCACUGUCUUCGGGGCACGACUUUACACCCCUCUGUCGCCCAAUGGGCUGCUGGGGGUCCGGGGAGCCCAGUUGCCAUCUCCCGAGGAGCUAAAGGGCCGGGUGCUGCUGGUGGGCAAGAAGCUGCCCCAAGAAGAUCAGGCAUCUGAUGGGGAGGUGUCAGAGGAAGAGGAGGAGCUUGGAAUCGGGGGUCCACUGGCGGGCCGGCGAGUGACUCUCCCCGGGGAGGAGGACGCGGGGGUGGUGCUGGUGGUACCGCCUCCGUCACAGACCUGCCAGCUACGCCUGUGCCGGGAGCUGUCUGACUUGGUGGUAGUGGCUCGCGGUGGGAGCCGCAGCUUCUACAGCCACCGAGUGGCGCCACGGUCCCCCCCCAGCAGCCCCAGCACCCCCAGCAGCCCCAUGGCCCAGGUGAUGCCCCCGUGCUGGACCCUGUGCUCCCUGGGGGAGGGCGAGGCGGCCAGGCUGGCCAGCGAAUCCCUCGAGGAGCUGGUGAGCUUCACCAAGCGGUUCCUUACAAGGGUGCGGCCAAGUUCUGUGCGGCUGGACUCCGGCAACCCUAACCCCCAGGACUUCUGGAAGGGGGGGUGCCAGCUGGUGGCGCUGAACCAGCAGACCGCCGGCGCCAUGCUGGACCUGCAGCGGGCACGCUUCGCCCAGAACGGCAGCUGCGGUCUGGUGCUGCGGCCCGCCGUCAUGCGCGAGGCCGUCUCCUACUUCAGCGCUGACACGCAGGGCUGCGUGCCGGGGGUGCCGCCCCAGACCCUGCGGGUCAAGGUGAUCAGCGCCCACGGGCUGCCCAAGCCACAGGGGGCCGGUGCCAAGGGCCAGGUCAUCGACCCCUACGUGGUGCUGGAACUGCACGGCGUACCGGCCGACUGCGCAGAGCAGCGCACACGCACCGCCGCCCAGAACCAGGACGACCCGCUCUUUGACGAGACUUUCGAAUUCCAGGUGAACCUUCCGGAACUGGCCCUCCUGCGCUUCGUGGUGCUGGACGAUGACUACAUCGGUGAUGACUUCAUCGGCCAGUACAGUGUGGCCUUCGAGUGCCUGCAGCCUGGCUACCGCACCGUGCCCCUGCUGGGGCUGCUGGGAGAGCCGCUGGCCCACGCCAGCCUCUUCGUACAUGUGGCCAUCACCAACCGGCGGGGCGGGGGCAAGGCCCAGCGGAGGGGGCUGUCUGUGCGGAGAGGGGCGAGGCGCGGCCGCGAGUAUGUCACCCUGCGCAGUACCGGCAUCAAGGUGUUGGAUGACACCUUCCGCUCGGUGAGCACCCCCUUGAGGGAGGCCGCGGACCUGCGGGAAGACGCCCAGAAUGCAACAGUCAAUUUCAAAGAGCAGUGUGGACUCCCCCCGGUGGCCAAUUUGAAGCAGUGCAUCCAAAGCCUGGCCCCACGGCUGCAGACUGUGGAGGGCCCCCCCGCCGCUUGCUUGGUCCUGAAGGAUGGCUGUCCAUGCCUGGAGCCGGUGGGCAGCCUGCCGGACGCCACACGCAAGCUGCUCAGCGCCUACGAUGCGAUGGUGCUGGCACACAGACAAGUGACUGAGAACGCAGACUCCAUUCAGGAAAGAAUUGCCCAGGUGCAGAAGGAUGGGAUGGAGUUUCAUGAGGACCUGCCCAGGCUGGGGGAGAAGGAGGGGCUGAAGGGGCGCAAGCAGAGCAAAGCGGUGGAGAGCUUCGCCUGGAACAUCACCGUGCUGAAGGGCCAGUGCGACCUGCUGCGCAGUGCCAAGGUGGACGCCCUGGAUGCCCUGAGGCAGCUGGCGCUGGCCUGCGAGGCAUGUGGGCUGGCGGCCACCUCUAAGCUGCAGUCCGGCUCAACUCAGCUCGACAACAACCACGCCAACCCCCGUCGGGGCAGUGCCCAGGGUAACGGGCGUAUCUGAGCCCCACCGGGGCAGUGCCCAGGGUAACGGGCGUAUCUGAGCCCCACCGGGGCAGUGCCCAGGGUAACGGGCGUAUCUGAGCCCCACUGGGGCAGUGCCCAGGGUAACGGGCAUGUCUGAGCCCUGCUGGGACAGAGAGGGACAGAUAAAACACCUGAACGAAAACAGGCAUUACAAAGGGAACUUUGAGGCGGCAGGCAGUGCUUUAAAGCUACGGCCAGAGAAGGACAGAUUUCUGUUAAAACCUUAUGUGAUUAAACUUGUGGUCCAAUCUUUCCAUUGUUGUUGUUUUUUAGCAAAUUCUAGCAGGGGCUGUUGUUUAACCUGUAUACAUAAAGGCGAACCACAUAACCACAUGUAGGCGACACAGUCACGUAAGUGUCAGUUUUCGUGUGUGUUGGUUGGUUCUGAUCCCAGUGAGCACAUUAUGUUCUGUCAACACUGAUGUCACAUUCCAGGAUUCUGUUGCUCUCCAAAGGUAUCACAUUUGAAUGCGAUGUGAGAGAUUGGACACCCCGUCAUGUCUUUUUCCAGCUAGAACCAACGUUCUGUGCCGAGUCAUGAUGGGUCAGUUGUAUACAUUCUUGACUAUAAAACUGCUACUUUGCCCCAAUGAACAGAAUUCAAGAGAAUUUGCUUGACUUCCUCAUACACAUGAAGGUUCCAAAUGAUGUUUUGUCUUUCUAUGUGUAAUAUAGAAUGUGUUAUAUCUCUGUGUUCAUUGGCAGGAAGGGAUAGCAGCCUAAGAUGUUCUUUACCUCACUCAUAUCUCAGUGUUUGCUGUAGCCAAUUUAGUAACCAGAUUCCACCUGGGGAGGUACAGGCUUGUGGUUAAAUUUGGAUGUUCUGUCAAGCAUCUUAGAUCUCAAGGUGAAGGAAUUCUGGAUGUAGACUGAUUUUGAAUGUAUGUUUUUAUGAAUUACAGCAAUGCUCAGAGCUGCUUAAUCAAUGCUUGUCAGCUGAACUGCCUGUAUACAAUGUAUCAAAGCAGGACUGGAGCAACACAAUGUCAGUACUGUGUUAUAUUAUUGGUUGUCUAAUUGCUUGGGCAAAAUGAAAGGUGAUCUGGUUUGAUGACUGAAUGAAUACUUCAGAAUUUCAGGCAGAGAGAAAUAUGGGGGGCUUAGUGGGUAGACUGUAGCCUCGCACAGGGCUGUGGAUUUGACUCUGCUGUCUGGCAGAUUGUGUGUGCAGUUUGCUUGAUUGUUUUGUGGAUUUCCCCAGGAAUCUCUUGUUUCUUAUUGAAAGACAUGCAGUUUAGAUGAACUGGUAUUUGCUCAGUCGCCCACGGUGUAAGUGUAUGUCUUGAGGUGGACUGUCAUUCUGUUCCUCAACCCGAUCCUCUGGGACCCCCGGACAGUCCAUGUUUUUGCUCCCUCCUUGUAAAAAUGUGAACUGUCUGGCAGGAAACUAGGAGGGAUCAAAAAAUAUGGACUGUCUGGGGGUCCCCGAGAAACACUGUUCUAAGGUGUUCCGCUGCCUUGUUCACUGUGCUUCCUGGGAUAAGAUCCAGGUUCACUGUAUACUGGACACAUAGUUAUAGAAGAUGAGUGGGUGGAUGGAGAGAGGAUGAAGCAUAUAACACAUGAUAAUCCAUAACAGUUUGAUCCACCAGGACAGAGGCUGUCUGCCACCAAGUUAAUACAUCAAGUUCUCCAACUAGAAAAAAAUCUUCAUAGCAUAUAAUUAAAUUAUUAGGAGAACUUACUUCAGUUCAUGAACUUUAUGACAAUGGAAUAUUUCUUUGCUACAACAAUACACUAUAACUUUAAUUAUCAUGUGAUGGAGAUUUGGAGCCGCUUUAAAUUUUGAGUUAAAAGAAACCACAGCAGUGUUUUCACUGUAUACAGAUGUUUAUUUCUGAAAUGUUAGUGAUCCUAAAGUUGUAGAAAUGUCCCCUUUCGAAUGGAUCUGUUGAUCACUGGAUGUCCGUAUGUUUCUGCUGUUAUUUUCAUACUCUGUUACAAGCAGGGAUGUUCGGCUGUAAGUCUGAGUGUUGACUAACACGCGGUGGUCUUGAUUUGGCUCCCAUGUUAAUCUAGUCGAAAUCCUGAAAGUAAUGUGACCUCAAAUACUUGAUGCAUCCACAGCAACAAUCACACAUAUUGACCCAAAUGUAAGAUAUAGUAAAACAACAAUUAAAACAAAGCCAAACUAAAUCUAUAACUAAAACUGUCUCACUGACUGCUGCUAUUAAUAUUUAACCAAUAUUUUACCAUGGCUGCACACCUUCACAUGUCUUUCUUUGUCUUGUCACACUUUUUCAGCUUUGUGUUUCUCUCCUAUCUCUCCAGUUCCCUGGGUCUGUGUGCAGCUUUGCUCUGACUUGAAUGUAACAGGAUUUUCCUGUUUCUGUCAUGAUGUGUCGUGGUUCUUAGUGUGUUACAGAUGCACAUACAGGGAGAGGUUAAUUGGCACUGCCUCAGACGCUGUCUUGCAUAGCUUAGGCAAUGAUUGAAUGUAUGGAUAUUUGAAUCCACAAUUCUAAGAUCACAACAGAGCCCUCAAUAAGUCGUUCGAGAUUAAAUAAAACAGAAAACCUCUUGGAAAAAAGAUAGGUAGAUUAUUCAGCCCUUAAUAAUGCUAAACCACGGAUUACCUUACUUUCACACAUUUAACAGACAGAUGUUUUGUGAAUGCAGUAUUCCUUAUGUAUCCUAAAGGAAACAAUUAUAAAUGAAUGAGAUUAGCUAACAAAAAUGGCCAGUGAAGUUGUUUAAGAAGGUGUCAAUCGUACCAAUUAUGCUGCCUACCUUCUGCUAUAGGCACUAAAUAUUUUCAGACAGUCCUUAGUUGUGCACUUUAAACAGAAGAUAAUAUAUGAACAAGCUCUUACUGUCAGUCAACAGAGUUCAUUAGUGUUACAUUUGAAUAUUGAAUGUGAUUGGAUACUAUUAUUAGUCCACAAGUCUCAAUAAAACUUUGCUUUCUUUUAUGUGUAUUCUGCUUUUAAAUAUGCACAUCCACCCGUUAUUUUCCUGUUUUUCUGACUUGUUUUUUGAUUAUUUAAUUUUACUCUCUUGUAAUGUCAUUGUAAAAAGUAGCUUAUUUAUUGAAAAUGAUAGCAAUGUUUUAGAAAAAAAAAUACAGUAACAUUUGCUUUUAUUUUCAAAAGCCAGUUUGUAUUCUAUUUGAUUAACGAACGUAACAGUUGUGUCCUGGAUUAAGAAGAGUUAUCUUUUA